Messenger RNA from Eublepharis macularius, 1985 nucleotides. Its product is annotated as glutathione S-transferase-like. Gene Ontology annotation, molecular function: glutathione transferase activity. The transcript has 7 exons. Gene Ontology annotation, biological process: glutathione metabolic process; xenobiotic metabolic process. NCBI's taxonomy places the organism in Eukaryota, Metazoa, Chordata, Lepidosauria, Squamata, Eublepharidae. Bases 181 to 849 code for a protein of 222 amino acids. The record is from RefSeq and is a predicted model, not a curated record.
CCCCUUGUGCAAGGCUGUAUGAAAGCAACAGAGCUUCCUCAUAAGCAAAGCAGAGAAUGCUGAUUUGAUUCCUCAAGCAACGGGACUCAUACUUUUUGGUAGAAUAGCUCUGGAGAGUUUCCAAGGGAAAGCCGAGAAGACCUCAAAUUUGGACUCGGAGGAACCUAAGAAUUUAUAACCAUGGCUGGAAAACCCAGGCUCCAUUACUAUAAUGGAAGAGGCCGCAUGGACACUAUUCAGUGGUUAUUGGAAGCAGCCGGAGUUGAGUAUGAAGAACAAUUCAUUGAAUCAAAGGAAGAUCUAGAAAAGUUAAAGAAAGAUGGAGCCCUGCUCUUUCAGCAAGUGCCCAUGGUGGAAAUGGAUGGCAUGAAGAUGGUACAGUCCCGAGCGAUCCUCAACUAUAUUGCAGCAAAAUACAAUCUCUGUGGGAAGGACCUCAAGGAGAAAGCAUUAAUGGAUAUGUAUAUCGAAGGUAUGAUGGAUUUGGGUGAAAUGAUCAUGCACCAUCCUUUCAAGCCAGCUGAUGCAAAGGAAAAAGAUCUUGCGCUGAUCAUUGAAAAGGCCACCACCAGAUACUUUCCAGUCUUUGAAAAGGUCCUCAAAGAUCAUGGACAGGAUUAUCUCGUUGGAAACAAAUUCAGCAGGGCAGAUGUUCAAUUGCUUGAAGUUAUUUUAAUGACCGAAGAAGAGGUCAAGCCUGAUAUUCUGUCAAAAUUCCCUCUUUUAAAGGUUUACAAAGGAAGAAUAAGCAACAUCCCUAUGAUCAAAAAAUUCUUGCAACCUGGUAGUGCCAGAAAACCACCAAUGGAUGAAAAACAGUUUGCUGAUGCCAUUAAGAUAUUCUAUUGAAUCAAGACCACGGCUACAUGCUAAAAUUGGGACUCCCUUCAAAUGCCUUUUAAGAAGCUACCACUAUACAAGCACAGUUUCCAGAAUAACUACAAUGUGGAGUUCAGUGUACAACAAAAAAGCAAGAUUUAUGAAGCAGAAGUCACGGCAACCAUGUGCUGCUACACCAAAACACAAUCAAACAUUCUUCUGUGCUGGUAUUUUCUGCAUGAUUGGAUUAACUUAUGGGUAGCGUCUGAGCUGGCAUCAACAGAUAAUACUUCCCAAUGGUAACUUGCAUGAGUUUGAUGGGCAAAAAAUACCUUGCCAGCUUGGUUCCAGACAGCCUUAAUGUUCUGAUUUCAGAACAUUUCUGGGGAUAUAGUUAAAGUUAUGUCAGAUAUUUUACAAAGGAAUAUUAAUAAAACCCCGGAAUUGCUGUUAUUAUGUAUGAACCUAGAAGAUUUUGAUAAAAUGGACAGAGUUAUGGUGUUUUAUAUGAUUACGGCGGCCAGAAUGUGUUAUGCACAGAUGUGGAAGACUAAGGAGAUACCAUCUAUGGAAGACUGGAUUCUGAAAGUCUUGAAUAUGGCAGAAAUGGACAAAUUAACAAGGAAAUUGAAAGAACAAGAAGAAUUGGACUAUACAUUACGCUGGGAAAAAUUUAAGAAAUAUGUGGAGAAAAAGUGGGACAUGAAGGGGAAACUGUGGUCUUUGUAGGGGAGAUAGAAACUUACUUAAGGUUAAAAAGGGGUAUAUUUUACUGUAUUUUAUUGGAUUAGUACAGUAUAUUUACAGGGGAGUAUAAUUAUGAGUAAUAAGGUUAUAGGGAGUAUAUGUGAAAUAUAGAUAAUAUAGUUAAUUGGUAUGUAAGGAAUAGUAUGUUACAUAUAUAUAUAUGUAGUUUUUUUUUAGUUAGUAUAUGUACCUAUUAUUACUUACAUAAUUUUUAUAUUUUUAACUAAGAUAAGCAAUAUAGUUAGUGUAGAUUGUUAAGAUAAUUAAAGAGAUUUGAUAGGUAUAAUAUAGAUAUAUAUUACAUUAUUACAUUAUUAUUAUAGACUUUAAGAAUUUAUAUGAUAUACUUUUUAGAUUAAGUUGGGUAUGGAAAACUGCUGGGAGUCACCAGAAAAGGGGGGGGGGAAGGAUGGGGAAAA